Molecule: messenger RNA, 2020 nt
Organism: Suhomyces tanzawaensis NRRL Y-17324
Lineage: Eukaryota; Fungi; Ascomycota; Pichiomycetes; Serinales; Debaryomycetaceae
Gene: PRP42
Product: mRNA splicing protein
Exons: 1
Coding region: 260-1642 (460 amino acids)
Biological process (GO): mRNA 5'-splice site recognition; RNA processing
Cellular component (GO): U1 snRNP; commitment complex; U2-type prespliceosome
Molecular function (GO): protein binding
Source: RefSeq, a predicted model, not a curated record
AUACCGGAAUUUAAGAACGAAUUGGAAAACGACUGCAUUAUCCAAUUUUUCAUUCUAACUUCUAAAAACACCAUUUUAUAUGCACUCGAACUAGCUUGACAUUAUUUGUAAUCCACCAAGCAAAGUAUCCCUAGCUACUUCUAGAGAUGCUAACACGGUCUGGCUGCAACUGAUUACUUCCAUAGUCACGUGAUCUAACAUCGCGGUCGAUAUUCUCAACUUCAUCUCGACUUACUUUCAGCUAUCUUUCCACCACACGAUGAGUGCUCCCAACAAGGCGUGGUCCUCGAUUUCCACCGAACUUGUCCACAAUCCCGACAAUCUCCAACUAUGGCAAGACUUGGUCAAGGAAGCGGAAUCAAAUAACAAGAAAGGCAUCAACAAAUCAACUCCACCAGAGGAGAUCCAGCUCUUGAGAACCACUUAUCAGAAUAUCCUCGACAAGUACCCGUUACUCUUCAAGUAUUGGAUCAAAUACGCUUCCUGGGAGUUUAAAUUGGGUCAUAUCGACCGCGCAGAGGCCAUCUAUCGCUCCAGCAUGGUGCAUUUAUCCUAUUGCAUCGACCUUUGGGUGACCUACUUGCAGUUCAAAAUCGAUACCAAUCACAACAAGGACGAAAUUCUAACCCUCUUUGAAACGGCCAGGCGGAAGAUCGGUUAUCAUUUUCAUAGUUACGAGUUCUACGACUUGUAUUUAUCAUUUCUCAAGAACUGUAAGAACGAGUCCAACGGGUUCCACCUCAAAUAUCAUGUGUUAUUGAGAAUCAUCAUCGAAUUACCCAUCUAUCACUACGAACACUUUUUCAAGAAAAUAAUGAGUAUACUUGCCAGCUUGAAUGGUGCUGAUUUGCAUUUGAUGAUUCCGCAAAAGGAAUUGUCCUCCAUCAGAAACCCCAAGAAUGCCGUCAAUCAACUCAAGAAGAUGUUCAUUGACGUAUACAUAACCACCCAGUACAAAGUAUAUGAGCUUUUCAAGUUUGAGAGAAAAUUGACCAAGCCUUAUUUUGAUUUAAAUUACAUCUCUCGACAACAAUUAGAAGCAUGGAACUCAUACUUGAACUUCUUACAGUCUAGAGACUACCCUAGGGAUUACGUCAUUUUCAACUUCGAGAGAUGCUUGUUGGCAACGGCGUUGUAUUCGGACUUCUGGACGAAGUAUGCAAAUUUCGAAAUCAAUGAUGGAAACUUGGAAAGGGCUGUCGAGAUAUUAUCACGAGGAUUCAGCAUGAAUGGAGAUUACCAGCUUUUGAUUGAGUUAGUGGAUCUUCACAUUUACAUGAAACAGUGGAUACGGGCUAGAGAUCUCAUUUUGGCAUAUGUCAAGAAUACAGUCUCUGUGCCUAUUCCCAUUUACGAAAAGUUAAUACAGUUGGAAAGAAUAAUAAAUCCCCGGGAUGAUGCAUACUUGAUAAAAAUAUUCAAAGAAUUAAUACUUGAAACCAAUCAGGAUUGGUGGUUCAACCAGCUCUUAUUGUUCGACGUCAACAAUGAGCAGAAACUUGAAUUAUUCAAUGAAUUUAAGGAAAGAUUUGAAGAUUCCCCAAUAUUCAAGUCGUCACUGAGAAGACUAAAGCGUUUGAUGGGAGUGAUAGACACAGAGCAACUGAGGGAUUUUGAUGAAGAAUUGAAUGGAUACUUGUAAAGGCUACCUUUCCAAAUAAAAGUUCAUACCCGUGAUCAAGAAAUACCACCCGAGAGCGAAUGCUCCUGCUCUUUUAUCAAAUACCCAGUCAUUCAAUGGUAGGUAUAUUAGAUAGAAUGCAACAAUGACCGUCAAGGCCAAAGUGCUGAUUACCACAUCGAGCUUGAGUGUGAACUCCAAAGGUGCACGGGUGCCGCUCUUCAAUAUAGUGACGAACCCAUUGACCCCAAUACCUAAUAAAAUCAUUAGUAUUGGGGUUCCCAAACAUGCAUUAAUACCUAAAAUUGGUUCAAUUUUGGUGGAGAUGGUGAUAUUGGUUAUGAUAUCAGUGAUUGAAUUACUGAUAGAGAAAACAAGCAAUCCAAGUAAAUAGUCCGA